UCAAACAUAACCUUUCCUCUUUGUGAUUUCUAUGCAUUGGAUAGGAGGCAAGUAAUGGAACAAAUCCUACUCCUCUUCCAAGAUGCAGUUCUUCUGCUUUGUUCAGCUGAUGGAUUCUCAUGUCGUGAUCUCAGACAACUUAUCAUUGUGGUUCCAUGAGCAGACUCUCCGCGUGGACAUUUCUCUCUGGCUAUUCCUUAAAGUCCCAGCUAAAAUUCCACCCUCUGUAGGAAGCUUUCCCCAACCAUUCUUUAUUCUAGUGCUUUCCCUCUUCUAAUCACUUCCUAUUUAUCCUAUAGAUAGUUUACUUUGUAUGUUGUCUCCCCCAGUGCCUGGCACAUUGUUGUGGUUUAAUCAUGUCCAUGACUCUUUGGGACCCCAUGGAUCCUAACGAACCAGUGCUAUCCAAGGGAUUUUCUUGGCAAAGAGACUGGAGUGCGUUGCCAUUUCCUUCUCUAGUGAAUUAAGGCUAACAAUAACAUUAGAUAACUUGGAUCUUUGUGACUCCAGACCCCACCCUCUUAUCACUGGGCCACCUAGCUACCCAUCAGAUACAUAAUAGAUGCUUAAUAAAUGCAUAUUAAAUGAAUAAAUGAAUGGUUGCCCUGUUUAGGACAUUUCCUGUAUCACAGUGUUAAACACAGUACUCAUAAUAUGAUCUGAUCCCAGAGUAGUUUGAGGCUUUCAUUCUCUGAUUUAGGCAUACAUACAUCAUAUCUCUCAAUUGGACUUAAGAUUACCUUAGGUAGGGGCAGCUAAUUGGUACAAUGGAUAGAGCAUCAUCCCUGAAGUCAGGAGGACCUGAGUUCAAAUCUAGCCUCAGGCACUUAACACAUCCUUGCUGUGUGACCCUGGGCAAGUCACUUAACCCUAAUUGCCUCAGCAAAAAGAAAAGAUUACCUUAUGUAUUUUUGACAGCUAGAUCACACUGUUGAUUCAUGUUGAGCUUUUAGUUAAGUAUGAAUUCAUCUGAAACAAACAUAUCUUUUUAAGUUGAAUUACACUCAAGCCAUGCUUCCCUUUGUCUUGAAAUUGAUUUUUUUUUAACUUACAGAUUUUUUUUUAAUGUAGGGUAAUAAAUCCAGUAGAUAUUAAGUGUUCAUUAUGCAAUAUAUGGACUAGAGAUACAAAGAAUGGUAAAAGAGAGUCCCUGUCCUUCAGGAGCUUACAGUCUAAUGAGGGAGAUAACAUACAAGCACCUAUGUGCAACAAAGCGAUAUAUAAAUUUGAAAUAAUCAACAGAUUGCAGGUACCAGAAUUAAGGUAAAUCAAGAAAGACUUCCUCUAGAGGGUGGAAUUUUAGCUAAGAUUUGAAAGCCAGGAGGUAGAGAUAGUAGAGAGAGAGAAACCCUGUGGAAUUUCAGAGUUCAUAAACAUGGAAGUGUGGUAUCUGUGUGAGUGAUAGAGGAGUAGGCCAUGGGAAAUGAGUUAACUAUGGUAUUAAGAUGUUAAAGGAAUAUCAGCAUCUUGAAGUCCAAUAGUAUGAGGACAGGAGUUGUGGAAGAGGUAAGCCAGUCAAGCAUUGAAUUCAUUGAGCAGAGAAGGGAAGUGUCCUGGAGGUCAGUAAACAAUAGUUAACAGAAUUUUGAGGCAUCUAAUUUGAAGGUAGACUGUAUAGAAGAGAAUAUGAAAUAAAAAGGCAAACAGAAACACAAGUGUGAACUUUACUUAGUAUUUUAUUUCUUAGUUCAGAUAUGUGAUUUCCUAAGGCUAGGAAAAUCCUUCUAGCGAUGCAGAUUAGUUGUUCUUUUGUAACAAAAGCUCUUUAAAGUAAGGAAAUUAGCUUUUGAAAUUGGGGGAACCUGCAGUUGUUUCUUAAUUAUAUCUUUUUAUUUAAUUCUUUAUUAUUCAAUAGUUUUUUAUUUAUUCCAACUCUUCAUGACCCUAUUUGGCAGAGAUACUGGAGUGGUUUGUGGAUUUCUUCUCUAGUUCAUUUGACAGAUGAGGAAACUGAGGUAAAUAGGGUUAAGUGACUUACCCAGGAUCACAUAGUUAGUAUCAAAUUUCAAUUCAGGGAGAUGAGUCAUCCUGACUCCAGAUCCAGCAUUCUAUCCACUGUGCCACCCAGCUGCCCCCAGAGUGAUAUUGUUACAGUUUGUUAUGUCAUUUCAGUCUUGUCCAAGUCUUCAUGACCCUGUUUUCUUGGCAGAGAUACUAAAGUAGUUUGGCCAUUUGACAGAUGAGAAAACAGGCUUUCCUGGGUCUGAGGCCAUAUUUGAAUCCAGGUCUUCCUAACACCCAGCCUGGCACCCUAUAAAAAAAAGAUUAUAUUCAGUUUUGUUGAAAAUGAUGCUUGGUUGUUGUAUUCCAAGCCCUCCAAUGCUUUAAUGUAGAAAUCUUGUGUAUUCCUAGUUCAUAUUUCAAUGGUUUCUUUCUGGCUGCUUGCAAUAUUUUCUCCUUGAACUAGAAGCUGUGGAAUUUGGCUAUACUAUUCCUAGGAGUUUUCAUUUUGAGAUAUCUUUCAGGAGGUGAUUGGUGCAUUCUUACCAUUUAUAGUUUUUCCUCUGGUUCUAGAAAAUAAAGCUAGUAUUCUUUGAUAAUUUAAUGAAAUAUGAUUUCUAGGCUUUUUUUUUUUUUUUUUAAAUCAUGGCUUUCGGUAUUUUCAAAAGUAUUUUGCUUUUUUGUUACUUGUUUUCUCAAUGAGAUAUUUUGCAUUUUUUUAAUAUUUUCUUUUAUUCUUUUGAUUUUGUUUUUUGAUGUCUCGUGGUUUCAUUAGCUUUUACUUGUCCAAUUUUGAUUUUUAAGGAAUUAUUAUUUUCUUCAGUGAAUUUUUAUACUUCUUUUUACCAUUUGGCCUAUUUUGUUUUUUAAGACAUUGUUUUCUUCAGUAUUUUUUUGGCUUCUUUUACCAAACUGUUGACUCUCUUUUCUUGCGCCACUCAUUUCUUUUCCCAUUUUUACCUCUGCCUCUCAUUUUAUUUUUAAAAUCCUUUUUGUGUUUUUUUAGGAAUUCUUUUGGUGGGAAGUAAGGAAAACCUGAGACCAAUUUACAUCUUUUCUUUGAAGCUUUGCAUGUAACUAUUUUGAAUUUGUUAUCUUUUGAGCUUCCCUGUCAUCAUAGUAACUUUCUAGUGUCAGGUUCCUUUUUUUGUUGUUUGCUCAUUUUUGGAGUCUAUUUCUUGAUUUCUAAAUUUUUUUUUAAUGUUGACUGCUUUUUAUUUUUCCAAAUACUUGCAAAGACAGUUUUCAAUAUUCACCUUUCUAAAACCUUAUUCCAAAUUUUUCUUCCUCCCUUCCCCCCCUUCCUGUACAAUAAACCAAUAUAGGUUAAAAAUGUGCAAAUAAUUCUAAACAUUUCCAUAUUUGUCAUGCAGCACAAAUCAGAAGAGAAAAGAGAAAGAUUGUAGUUUAUAUCACGAGGUACCAUAAUAUCUCACAUUUUAAUAGGGUUUUCAUUAGCGUUAUACACUUAUAUCCUAUAGUACUUUUUUAAGAUCUUUUGUAUCUGUUCUUUUAAUCUUUACAGCAACCUUGUAAAUAAAGGUGGAUUAUUAUUAAGACAAAGAUUAUUAUUUCCACUUUUUUUUUUCUCCUAUUUCUUUUCCUGAGUUCUAAAACACAUGUUGUUCAGGUCAGUAAAUGCCUUUCCCUGUGGAAAUCAACUUCAAAGUUGAGCUGAUAUUCUACCUUUCAUGAAACCUUCCCAUGUCACUCCAAUCUACAUAGAUCUCUUACUCCUCAGGUUUCUUUCCUAGUUAGUACAUAGUUUACACUGUACUCACUUAUGUGGCAUUUAGCCUAAAUUUGUUAUUUGAACCCCAUAGCUUCAUAAGGCAUAGCUGAGUCAGGAGGUGUGAACGGCAGAUUAACUGACACAUGACCAUGUAGGUACUUCAUCACAGAGGAAGAAACAUAUCUAUCCCACUUCCAUAAAAGGCUGAAGCUUUAAGAGAUUAUUUGAGUCAGACAAAUAUUUAAACCAUAUUUGUUAUGUCUUGCCUCUUGAUCUGACAGUCACUUCACCAUUGAAUUUCUAUUUCUAGGCUGUCCAUUGAUCUAUACUCACUUGAACCCACCUUCAGACCUCUUUCCUUGAGUGGGAAUUAACCCAAUUUGGAUGGGAUAGCUCUCCCUCUACUUAGGUGGAGCUCCAUAAAUAAUUAUUGUGAAUUUUGUAGAGAACAACUAAUUGGGGAAGCAACACAUUUAUUCAGGAAGCAGUUGAGUUAUUACAACAGAACAAUAUGACUAAGUGUUAAGUUUAUGGGGCAGACGUGGUAUUUCAAAGGAAAGAAAGAUUCUAAUGGAUCAGGAGAGUGAUGGAGUGGGGUGAAUGACUUAAAGAAGAUACAUGAUUUGAACUAGGUUAUAAAAGAUAAGACUAGAAUUUGAACAAGAGAAGAAACAAGUAUGGAAUGGGGGAAAGGAGAUAAUGAACAUAUUAACCUAAUGGAGUACAAGGAAAGGGAAGGACUGGGAUUAGGGUAAUACAAAAAUACCAAUUUUGUUGGUUUGAAACUUAGGAUCAGCACCUAGCAAGAUUGUCAUUAAUAUGCUGAUGUUCAUUGAUGGGGAAAAAAAUGUUGCCACUCCGCUGGAUUACUAAUAAAAGGAGGAGGGACUUAGCACUAGAUAUUAAAUAUGUAACUCAGUUAUUUAAAAUCUCUUUCAGCAACUCCAUGAAUCGGUGAAGCGGAAUCGGGAUAGUGCUGGCUCCCCUCAGAAUGGAGAACAACAGAAUGGGUAUGGAGAAAUGUUUUCUGUGCACAAGAAACCUCGCCAUGAUGAUACUCUUGGGGUUAGUGUCUCUUCCAAUGGGAUACCUCCGUUGUCCCCACUGCCUCAUCUUGACAAGUCAUCUGGAGGAGAUGCCUUACAGCCCAAUGGAAAACAUUCACUGGGUCUAGAUUCCAUCAAUAAAAAAUGUCUUCCAGAUUCUAGCCUACAUUCAAAUGGCAGCAGUAAUGCAAAUGAUUCAUUUCAAAUAAGUUUGAAUAAAGAAAUGAAACAAGAGCCUGUAGAUGACCUCCCUUGUAUGAUCUCUGGAACAGGCGGCUCUAUGUCUCAAAACAAUUUAAUGCCUGACCUAAACCUUAAUGAGCAGGAGUGGAAGGAGCUCAUUGAUGAACUUAAUAGAUCAGUACCUGAUGAAGAUAUGAAGGAUCUAUUUAAUGAAGAUUUUGAGGAGAAAAAGGAUACAGAGACUUCAAGUUCAGCUACACAAACCCCAUUACCACAAGACAUCAAUAUUAAGACUGAAUUUUCACCAGCAACCUUUGAGCAGGAGCAGUUAGGGUCUCCGCAAGUAAGAUCCACAUCUUCAGGGCAGACCUUUAUUGGGUCCUCCUCUGUAGCUGUGAGUACAGCCUCCCCAGUUAUAGGGACCUCUCAGACUGGGUUCCAAGCUUCUAGUCAGCCAGGGGCUGAAAAUCCCAAUCAGACCAUGAUGCAGGCAGCAAGCCAGUCUCAGAAUGUACAGAGGCCUCUAGCCAAUGUAUUAUUACCUGGUCAGGGCUCUGGAGGGAGCAAAGAAAUGUCCUCUGCCCAUCAGCUCCAGCAGAUAGCUGCCAAACAGAAGAGAGAUCAAAUGCUUCAAAACCAACAGCAGACUCAGCAAGUUCACCAACCUGGACAAAUGGCCAACUGGCCACCAUCUGGUCCUUCUCAUAGUCCAUUAGCCGUCCCCUACUCUGUGGAGAACCCAACUAGCCCUUCAGUUUACCAGCAAGAUUUCAAUAACCAGAAACUCAUGAUGUCCACCAUGACCAAUAAGAGUUCUCCUAGAACUGGAGGUACUUACCUCCAACCAAGCCAUGUAGGCCUGCUGACUCAUCAGCCAAACACCUUGAACCAAAAUUCUGUGGCUGGCCAAGGGUCUAUGCUUGACUAUGGCAACACCAAACCUCUUUCCCAUUACAAAGCGGAUUGUGGACAAGUAUCUGGACAAAAUAAGGCACCCAUGUUAACUUAUCUGCCACAGCAGCUGCCUCAUAUGAAUGAAGAACAAAACGCAUUGUAUAUGUUGAAACCGAAGCCUGGAAAUAUUCCCUACAGACCACUGGUUCCCCAUAGCCAGGACCAGAACCCUUCUAAUGUUCCUCGUGCCCCAGUCUCUGUGCCAGCAUCAAGUGUUGGCACCCAGCCACCAGCUGUAUCCAUGGCAAAUACCCAUGGCACUGCUGCCUAUCUCAACACCCAACAACAAGCAGCAGCAGCAGCAGCAGCAGCAAUGAAGCAGCACCAGCUGUUGCUCGACCAGCAAAAGCAGCGGGAACAGCAGCAGAAGCAGUUGCAGCAGCAGCAACAGCAGCAUUUCCUGAUAGGACAGAGACAGCAGCAGCUUCUGGCUGAGCAGGAGAAGCAGCGUCAGGAACAGCAGUUUCAAAGACACCUGACCCGGCCACCCCCUCAGUACCAAGAGCAGAACCAGACCACUUACCAGCAGGUUGGACAGUUUACAGGGUCGUCAGCUGCCAUGGCCGGAGUGAGUAGCUUGGGUCCAUCCAACUCCGGUAGUCCCCGGAUGUUUCCGCAGAUGCAGAUUGGACCCGGACACGGUUCUGUUUCCUCCAUUCCUUCGAAUCCCAGCCAACAGGAUCGCAGUGUGGCUCAGUACAGUGGCACCCAGAACCUUCAGAGAGGAAACCUGUACAGCGUGGCCCCCGGCAUGGCUCCAAUGGUCCCCCAGCACGCACCCCAAGCCUCCAACGGGCACGCCCACAUGCCACGGCAGCCCAGCGUUGGCCAGAGCAACGCCGUGUCUGCUAGCUACGGCCAGAACGCCCUGGGCAACGCCGGGCUUCCUCCACAGCAUAGUAAAGGGGCCCUGAAUCCCACUCUAUCGAAGCCCUCGUUACCCAGAGUGCCGGCUGCUGUGGGACCCCAAAAUCCAUCCUGGCAGCACCAAGGCGUGCCCAGCAUGAACAGCCAGCCACAGGCGGGCAGUGGGGGGGGCCCUUUUCCUGCCACCUCCACUUUUCACAUGCAGCAGCCCCAUCUUAAGAUGCCCAGCCAGCAGUUCCCUCAGGGAGGGCCUCAGGUAAACCUGGGUACCAACCGGCCAAUGACAUCCAUCAACUCUUCUGUGUCGGGACCCAUGAUGUCCUCCAUGAGCACCCAGCAGAGGACAAAUACAUCUGCCCAGCCGCAGGUGCCCGCUCAGCAAGUCCUGCCUGGGAUGAACUCAGCCGUCCCAGACCUGACUGCAUUCAGCCAGAAUCCGAGCCAGCAGCUGGCAAACCGAGCCAGCAUGCAUUGUGGCCAGGGCUACCAGGUGAGGACAGCAAAUCAGGAGCUCCCUUUUACCUACAGCGCUCCCCCGAGCAACAGCGGCUUACAGAACAUAACCGGCGACACUGAUCUCAUAGAUUCUCUGCUGAAAAAUAGGACUUCAGAAGAGUGGAUAAAUGACUUGGAUGAAUUGUUAGGAACACAUUAACCUAGGGUUCAGGAUAUCCUGGUUCUGCUACAACCUACAUAUUGGUUCUUAACAUCAAGAACCACUGGACCAAAAACCUGUGGCAUUGAAGAGCUUUGAAAAUAUAUUGGAAAUAGCCAGGAAAUGGACCCCUGCUGCUUCCCACUGAGCUUGAUAGCCCUGUUCUGAUGGCACCUGCAAUCUGCAUCUCAUGGGAUACAUGUGGGAUGAGGUUGUUCAUCUAGACAGGUGGGGCCCAUUGCAGUGAUAUCACAAGGUAGAGAGAAAACAGAAGGCUUUUAAAUGUACAUUUAUAUUGAAAAGACCAAAAAUGUAGUAUCAAAUUGAAGGAAAAAAUCAGUGCCAUUUUGUUGACUAAACCCAAUUUCCCCCUCCAUUUUCCAUAUUUUAGAUGCUUGGGUUUUUUUAAUUGUUUUGUAGCCAGACUUUAUGCAAUUUGUUUCAUAAGUUUGGUAAAAGAUAUUUUGUCAAAUGUUAGGUUAAGUCACUUGUGGUUUUUACAAAUCUGGAGACUUGUCAUCCUAUCAUUAAUGGCAAACCUUUAUUUUCAUUUUUAGAAAGGAGUGGGAUGAGAUGCAUAUGAGAGAAAAUCAUCAUUUUAGUCCACCAACAUCCCCAAAUCCACCUCUUUUCUGGCUAAGAAUGGUGCAUUUGAGUGUCGGAUGGUAGGAGGUUUCUGCUCAUUGUUGAGAUGAAAAGGAAGAUUUAGCAUCAACUCACUGGUGGGUUGCCCUUAGACUUCCUUGUGGCUACUGACUUAAGUAGCCAGAUGUUGUUGCCAGUAAUCACUCUUGAAGGACACCGAGUCCUUCAGGUCUCACUUGUUUAAAGAGAGACUUUAUUUUGUUACUGCCAUUGUUUUUUAAGACUUGUUCCACCGCCCUCCUAAAAGGGAGCUCCUGUGCUUCAGGUGUAGAUAAUGUGGUGAGAUCCCGUUCUUGGGGCCGAACCCAGAAGAAGCUUCCCUUGCUAUAACAAAAGCAAAGCAAAGUCCAAAUAACAGCUGCCUGUGCUACGGAAAUACAUUUGGGGUUUGUUUUUUGGCUCUUCUCUUAUCUUUAAAAGUCUCCCUUUAAACAUUUCUUGGCUGGCGUGACUGAGGACUUAACUGUCCCCAAGAAAAUGUAAAUUCCUUUGCAACAAAUGCUGCCAGUGUAGUAGCAUAAGCAUAGCAGAAAUCAUCAGUGUGAUCAGUGAGGGUUUAGUUCAUUUGGGGUAAAAGAAACAGUGAUAGUAUUGGGUGUUGAGGAUUCCUAAGUUCUCUUGUGUUAUCAAAACCUCCCUCCUUUAAUCCUCUUGAAAAUAUUUCUCAUUAAACAUAUAAUCAUUUUAGAUUUCUCAAGACCUGUAAACUUCCAGCUCCAAAAGCAGAAAAAUCUUUUAGUUAAAUAUUCAAAUUGGAAUAAAAACUCCUGAAGAUGCUCCUGGCCCAGCUACACAACUCUGAAUAGAGGAAGGCUGCCUCCCAGAGAUGUGGGACCAGAGGAAAAUACAAAGAAAGGCUGAUUUGGGAGCUGUGUGGGGAAGGAAUGGCACAGAUUGAUGAUAUAAUUAUAUUUUAUUGCUGUAUCUACAGUUCCUUUUAUCAGACAAGUUGCACUUUAAAAAAAAAACUGCUUUUUAACACUACUAUUUUCUUUAACCCUUUCUAGAUAUGCAUAUGAAUUUUUCUUUUAAGUCCCACAAACAUGCAUCAGAUAGAUCUCUAUGACUUCAGAUCCUUUUGACAAAUUUUUGGUUGUUGCCUGAUGGGGCUAUACUUGUAAAAUGAAGGUGAACGCUCACCUCCCACCACAUCCAGUUGUUGACAGACCUUACAGACUGUUCUGUGUGCCCCCAUUCAUUUUCUUAGAAACCAGCAAUGGAGUGCUGGUUAUAGAAUUAGGAGCCAAAGAAGGCAUUUAUAAAGGUCAUCCGACAUUAAGCCUAAUCUUUGUUUCUCUGGGCUCUCUUAGUAUUAUUGUUUCUUUUUUUGUUUUUGUGGUUGAAGGUCACAUUCAAAGGAAAACCUUAAUAUAAAAAAUCUCCGUCUCUUUCCAGGACAGGGUUUAGAAGAAAAGAUUGUAGCAUGUAAAUGUGGUGGAAAUGGUUUCACACCAGCAGUGCCUUUGUCAUUAGGGAUGCUUGGGACCUCAGAAAUUCAGCAAUAGCCAUGACCCUUCUAUAGGGUGAUAUUCACCAUAUUCCCUUUUGAAAUGCCCUAAGUGGGGAAGGAGUCGGAAGGUCCAGGUCCUUCUGGCUUUUCAGUUCCUCCUGAAUUCUUCAGAAAGUAUAUUUGGCUCUCAAAAUGCCAAGUCAGCCAGAACAGCCAAGCAGCUGCCCCCCAGUUUAUUUCCAUAAACUGAAAGGCUAGAUGGGCUGCUUUGGCCCCCUUACUACCAAAAAUAGAGCAGUCUGUGUCUGUACCUGGCACUGAGCAGAGUUGAGCAGCUUGUGCCCUCUCUCCUUCUGCCAAAGGGCCCCUGUCUGGGGCGCGGCGCUGCUGACCGGCCGGCUCGCUGCCCUCGGUUCUUAGACAUGUGGCUGUCAAAUAUGCAGUCGGGCUUCCCGUUUGCUUUAGCUUCAUAGCAAUAAGAUGCAACUCCUGGAACCCCCAGGGAACUACCCAUGGCUUUAUUUAUGAACUCUCGUCAGGAGGUAGGAAGAGGUAACAUCCUCACCUGCCAGAAACCAAGACUCGAAUAAAACGGUGCUUAGACUUUUGUUAUACACAUUUCCUUUGUGUAAAUAAAUGUUUACAGUUUUAUAUUGAAGAUGGAACAAGAGUUAGAUCUUUUGACUGUAUAUUUUUUACUUUUUAUAGAUUUUAAAACUGUAUAAUUCUUUAUAUAUGGGGGGGAGGUGGGAGUAUGGUAAGUUUUAUGCCUGUAAAUGGAGAACAGUUGAAAUUGAUGCUAACCUUUAUGCCCUGUUUUUUGUAUAAAGAUCCUAUUAAUCCCCGAUUCUUCCACUUCACUUAACUCUGGCACACACCAAAAAGAGAACCUUCACUUUUCCUGUUUUAUCAUUAUAUGAAAUAAUAAAAGUAUUUUACUAGUAUGAAAA
Messenger RNA from Antechinus flavipes (yellow-footed antechinus), 10423 nucleotides. RefSeq names its product mastermind like transcriptional coactivator 1 (gene MAML1). The transcript is spliced from 4 exons. Gene Ontology annotation, molecular function: transcription coactivator activity. Gene Ontology annotation, biological process: positive regulation of transcription of Notch receptor target. Bases 4694 to 7378 code for a protein of 894 amino acids. Gene Ontology annotation, cellular component: nucleoplasm. The record is from RefSeq and is a predicted model, not a curated record. Lineage: Eukaryota; Metazoa; Chordata; Mammalia; Dasyuromorphia; Dasyuridae.